Molecule: messenger RNA, 1504 nt
Organism: Anoplophora glabripennis (Asian longhorned beetle)
Lineage: Eukaryota; Metazoa; Arthropoda; Insecta; Coleoptera; Cerambycidae
Product: DNA repair protein XRCC4-like
Exons: 4
Coding region: 96-1124 (342 amino acids)
Biological process (GO): positive regulation of ligase activity; DNA recombination; double-strand break repair via nonhomologous end joining
Cellular component (GO): DNA ligase IV complex; DNA-dependent protein kinase-DNA ligase 4 complex; nucleus
Molecular function (GO): DNA binding
Source: RefSeq, a predicted model, not a curated record
ACUGUGAUGUUCCGAAAUAAAUAUUUUUGUAUACAUUUACAUUUUCAGCAGUUUUUGUGUUGUCAGAUAAUUGAAAAAAGUGUGUAAUGUAAAUAAUGGAUAAAUCCGUUUUUAAAUUAAUUCGUGAUGAUGAAACGAAUGAUUCAUUUAGACUAAGUGUUGAGUUCAAAGAAUACGAUUUUAAUUUAACAAUUUUUAAGAAAACGAACGCUUGGACUGCCAGAGUAGAACGUGAGAAUAUUCGUAUUCAAGCUAAACGACUUGAGAUUGAAUCGGAUGAAUAUUUAAAAAAUAUACAGGAAUAUUUAAGAAAUACUCCUACAAGUGUUACUUUGAAGUUUAAUGAUAAUGAUUUUAUCAUCAAUUGUAUUUUGGAGAAUAACAUGAAAGUUAUAUAUUUUUCUUAUAAACUAGAAAAGGUAAAUUAUAGUGAUUCUAUAGAAAUACUUCUAGAAAAAUUUUAUACUGAAAGAAAUAACUCUCUGGAAAGACUAAUUACUCUUCACAAGGAAAAAAAUGAACUUGAAAAAUGUAAAAACCAAUUUCAAACCAAAUUGAAUGAAUUUAUUGAAAGAAAAAAGACUGAUGAUGAAGAAUUAUUAAGCAAUUUUGUACUUGUUUUAAAUGAAAAGAAGAAAAGGAUACAACAUUUAACUGAGUCAUUAGAAGCAUUGAGGAGAGGCAGGCCCUCUGUAAAUCCAUCAGUAGAAGUUAAAAAACGCUCAAAAAGACCUGAACAACGACAACAAAUUAAAGUUGAAAAAAAGGAGAUCGCCUCUGAAUCUGAUUCUGAAGAAGCUUAUAAUACAGAUGAUGAAAAAUCAAAAGGGCCCCAGAAUUCAUCGGAUAAAAAUUUUAAUCAUGAAAUAAACCAGAACAGGAACGAUGUGUAUGCCAUUCCUAGUACUUCAAAAUUUGAUUUAUUUUCUGAUGAUUCCCCUCCGAGGCAUUUACCAAAACGUAUUAAAAGUGAGGCGAGUGUUGAUAAUGGGAGUUACAUAAAACCAUCUACUUCUACAGAAGGAUCUACAAAUAAAAAGCAGCAUGAGAAAUUUGAUGGCAAAUCUGUAGAAGAUACUCCCAAUGUAAAUUUCAGCACGCAAGAAUUGCUGGAUAAUAUGUAAAUUUUAAUGAUUAAAUAUGAUGCACUGUAGAAGGUGUAAUAUUUUGUUUUGCAGAAAAAUAAUUUAGUUAAAACGUUUUGUAAUAUGAAGGAACACUUGAUUAAAUUAAAUUUAAUUUUUUAAAGAAAACUAAAAAGUUUCAAGCUGUAUCUUCUCAUUUAAUAAGGAAUUUUUGGUUUUUAAAAUGUUAAGUAAAAUAUAUAUUGGCUGUGAAUUUUUAAUUAAUUUGAUUUUAAAAUUUUAAAAACCAAUUAAAAUUUUGAUAGUACUUUUUUCAUAGUUGUGGCUUUUACCAAUCCUUUCUAAUAUGUAUGAGAUGUAAUUGUAUUAACUUUACUGAUACCGAUUAAUAUCUGUCCUUAUUUUUAAUUUUUAUUUUG